AUGAAGGGGCAUGUGAGAUUUGGUAAAAAGGGAAAAUUGACUCCUCGUUACAUUGGGCUGUUUCAGAUCCUUGAGAGGUUAGGUCCUGUUGCUUAUCGUAUUGCCUUGUCGCCGGGAAUGGAACAAAUGCAUAACGUUUUCCAUGUAUCCAUGCUUUGUGGUUAUCUGAGAGAUUCAUUCCAUGUGAUUGAUUACCACUGGAUUCCUCUGGAUGAGGAUAUGAUGUAUGAGGAAUGGCCCGCGCAAAUCAUUGAUCGGCAAAUGAAACAAUUGAGAAACAAAACUAUCCCUAUGGUGAAGGUCGAGUGGAGAGAACAUUAUGGGAAGCAAGCCACUUGGAAGAAAGAGGAAGAGAUGCGGCAACAGUAUUCGUAUUUGUUUCCGUCUGAAGGUAACUUAAGUUUGGAGGUCCAAACUUUCUAA
Messenger RNA from Camellia sinensis, 423 nucleotides. Lineage: Eukaryota; Viridiplantae; Streptophyta; Magnoliopsida; Ericales; Theaceae. The record is from RefSeq and is a predicted model, not a curated record.